CACGGUGUAUUUCAUCCUCUGUUCGCCCGAAUCCGUCUGCGCUAGGUGCACCUAUUGGCAUCGAGCCAUUUUUCGACCUACGGUUCUAGUGUCGCGCACAGUAUGGCAAUCGCAUCGACUUCCAUAUUUGUGCCUGUCGUCGGUCUUCAGGCUUCAUCUCCGGAUGGAUGGUGGAGCUUUUCGAAUCUACACAUCCAUGACGACAGCGACCAGAUAGUGCUGUGUCGGCCUCAUUCGCCCCGGAUAAUGUCGGUCACCCUUGACUCAAGCGGCGUCGGACUGUACAGUAACCACCUACCGUCGCAGCGUCUCUUCGGACGCCGAUAUAUACGAGAUUUCAAAUACUGGAAGCGCUGCCUUCAAGCCGUCAUACCUCGCGCCGCGCUUCCUGGAGCCCAGAAGACUACGGCGGAACUGAGGCGGUCGUCGGCGAGCUACAUCUCAAGAGUGUGCUUCAUAUUCGUGCGCCGCUUGAUCCCAGCUUCAAUAUCACCGACGGAGUGGAAGCCAUUGGCCGCCCAAGCUACCGCUUUGCGGGAACCUCGUCUUCGCCUUCACAGGCGCGGAUCCUCGCUUUUGGGCCUACUCCAUCUGCUCCCGAGCCUAAAUCCUCUCAUUCUACGACCAUGGAACCUUAAAGCACAUUCCCAGAUUGCCGGACGGUUUAUCCAAUCGGCAUCUAUUUUACACGCUUUCAGAUGUUUGCGUGGCUUGUCGCCGCAUCUUGUAUACUGAGGGUCUUCUCGUUGCUUUCUGUCUCCUGUUCUUGAUUCUGAACGAUGAUGUUACCAGGCUUGGGAGUGCCCAAUUUCUUGGUUUUCCAGCGCGUUUGAGUACACGUACUCCAUUAUUUGGCCAACUUCAAGCUGGCAAGGAA
Molecule: messenger RNA, 877 nt
Organism: Rhodofomes roseus
Lineage: Eukaryota; Fungi; Basidiomycota; Agaricomycetes; Polyporales; Fomitopsidaceae
Exons: 3
Coding region: 103-735 (210 amino acids)
Source: RefSeq, a predicted model, not a curated record